This is a messenger RNA of Diutina rugosa, 519 nucleotides long. RefSeq names its product polyphosphatase. Gene Ontology annotation, biological process: diadenosine pentaphosphate catabolic process; diphosphoinositol polyphosphate metabolic process; adenosine 5'-(hexahydrogen pentaphosphate) catabolic process. The transcript has a single exon. Bases 1 to 519 code for a protein of 172 amino acids. Gene Ontology annotation, cellular component: nucleus; cytoplasm. The record is from RefSeq and is a predicted model, not a curated record. Lineage: Eukaryota; Fungi; Ascomycota; Pichiomycetes; Serinales; Debaryomycetaceae. Gene Ontology annotation, molecular function: diphosphoinositol-polyphosphate diphosphatase activity; endopolyphosphatase activity; bis(5'-adenosyl)-pentaphosphatase activity.
AUGACUACCAAUACUCCCUCAAUGGUGGCUCGGGAGGGACGGGAAAACCAAAUCUAUAACCCUAAAACUGGGGCUCGUAUGGUCGCUGGGUGUGUGUGUCUAUCUCUCGACGCUACUCAAGUGAUGAUGGUGCUGCUGCUGGCCCACCCAGGCAAAUGGGUCCUCCCGAAAGGCGGCAUUGAACGCGACGAAAUCGAUAACUACGCCCGUGCCGCGGAAAGAGAGACGUGGGAAGAAGCCGGGGUCACGGGGAGAAUCACCCUGAAGCUUCCCGUGGUGUUUGACCUGAGAAAACAUGCUCCCGUGAUCAAAGGUGAUUUUGACCCUCAUACUCAAGUUCCGAAACUGGAGUUUCAUUUCUUCGAAAUGGUGGUGGAUAAAAAAGCUGACAAAUGGCCAGAGUCAGAUAAACGCCAGCGCCGGUGGUGCACUUACGCCGAGGCGUGCCAUGAACUUACCAGGGCUAAACGCCCGGAAUUGGUGGAAGUGCUCAAUCUGCUGAGACUAGCUCACGGUUAA